Molecule: messenger RNA, 2045 nt
Organism: Stylophora pistillata
Lineage: Eukaryota; Metazoa; Cnidaria; Anthozoa; Scleractinia; Pocilloporidae
Source: RefSeq, a predicted model, not a curated record
UUAAACUAUAACGGAUUUUUUUCGCGUCAUUGUAAGAUUAUCAAGAGAUAGUUCACAUCUUCGCGAUUAGCCUACGUCUUUCGAUGCGUUGGAAUUAUAUUUUUGGAGCUUUUAUUUUUCUGUUUGUACAGUAAUUAAGACUAAGCUGUUAAGAUAAAAUCGAUCAUACAUUAUUUUGAGAAAAAGGUUUUGGUUUUGGAGUUUCAUUACAAAAGUGUCAUUUCAAAUUUUUCGGGUCCACGGAGUUUAUUUACAUCCUUCGAUUUUUAAUUUAAAAAUUUGAAUUUUUUCAGUUCUCUUGAGGGAGUCAUGUGGGCACGAGCGCUGGUUCAUUACGGAGUCGAUCGCCUACAAUAUUCCAGCGCAACUCGCAAGGGAUUCUAACUCUGGUUUGUGGCCAUUGAAAUCGCCGGUCGCCAAAUCAGUCAGCCUCUUUCAGUAACCUGACCCACAAUUGCCGCAGUAGGCUGUCGCCGGAAAGCAGUAAAUAUAUUUCUGUUUGAAAACUUUUCAUCGUUUCCGCAUCAUCCCGAUCAGCUAUCGUGGGCGCCGGAGGAAAUUCAUUUUCCUUCGCAAUGAGCAGCUUGAAAGUUUUGGUUUAUACGCUCGCCAUUACCGUUUGGCUAGGAGUGUCUUCCACAUCAAUGAGUCCAUCAGCAACUGUCUCAGUGACAGCUAUGGACACCGCAGCUGAUGCUUCUGGCUCUGUUAUGAUAUCUAGUAAUGGGAACUCCUCACAGUUACAUGCAGUGUCUUCCACAUCAAUGAGUCUAUCAGCAACUGUCGCGGCAACAACUUCAAAUGUCACCACCAAGGCUUUCCCCUCAUCAUUACCGUCUGCAAAGAAAGGCAACCCCUCUGUUGUGGAAUCCAACACUACAGAUUCGUCUUCGUCACAACCUGUGUCGGCCACGUCAAUGGUUCAGUCACAAAAUAGUGUCUCAGUAGCAACCUCGUUCAAUUCCAUAACUCGGUCAUUAUUUCCCUCUGUGAGUCAGAGCCGUAUCUUGGCUGUCUCGAACAAUUCUAGUUUGUACCAAACCAGAUCAGAAACCUCGGUCUUCCGAUCAAUGACUCAAUCACCAACGGUUUUACCAACAAAGAAUAUGAACAUCUCAGCAAAUUCCCCCACUCUAGCACUUUCUCAAUCUAUGGAUGGUGGCAAUAACUCUGUGAAUAUUUCCAGAUCCUCAUACAGCGCUCAUUCUUCCUUUAUUUCCGAAAUCUCACCACGGCUUCACAGCCCUCUUCCUUCCUCUAGCGCAGUCUUCAUAGGAAAGGCAAGUGUUUCAACCUACGUGGCUGCUAAAGUUACAUCAAAUGAGACGCCUUCAGUGUGCAUGCCAUCGGCAUCAGGUCAAUCAUCAAAGAAAACCUAUUCUUCAUACUCUGCGGUAGUGCAAUCCUCCAAUGUUAUCCAAUCGACACCUGUCGAGAGCUCCUCAGUAAGUGGUAAGUCGUCGUCCGAAGGACUGAUCACCAUGACAACACAGCAUCUCGGACGCUCCCUGAUAACAUCUAUGAAAAACAUAACUAUCUCAGCCAGAGUAAACGCUACACCAUCGUCUCCAAGUAUCUCACCCGUUACCUCUGCUGUUCAGCCGCGCCCAACCCUACCACCCCAGGGAACGAAAUUGAUCAACAUGGAGGUGUCGUUUGACUUGGCAUUUAAAGAGGAAUAUAACGAUCCAAACAGCCCGGAGUACAAGUCACUGGAGAGAAACCUUACGAUAGCCUUGGAGAACGUUUACAAAAGCCUCAAGGGAUUUGUUGGUGUCAGGAUUUUCUUAAUAAAGAAAGGAAGUGUAGUUUGCAGAUUCAUCGUCAUUCUAGCUAAGGAUUCCGAAGUGGAUGGGAAUGAUCUAACAGAAACUUUACAGAAGGCAAGCGAAAGUGGAAAAUUAGGAUACGUUGUAAAGAAUAUUGAAGUCAAAGUGGAGGCAACGACAGAAACUGUGGAAAAACUACCAGAAUGGGCCUUGGUUAUCAUGAUUCUGCUGGGAUGUCUGGCAUUUAUUUUCCUUAUAGCUCUGAUCCACUUCUGU